UUAUGUGAUUUUUAAUGUAGUCAAGCGAUUAGGAAAGAGAUUCAAUUUCUAUUUGCAAUCUAUUUGCUGCAACUUACGCGUAGACCUCUUUUACUCCACAUAAAAAUACAAUUGUUUAAUUGACAUAAAAAUUUUGCGGGUCUUUACCCGCAGUGUAUUUAUUACGUAUGAAGUAAUCAAUAAGUACAGUCGUUUGAUGCACUUGAAAUGGGUAGUCUUCGAUCGCAAAUGAUCCCAUUCAAAAGUACUCGAGCGUCGAGAAUAUCGAAUUUUGUUUGUUUGUAAGAUAUUGAUAUCGAUCCGGAAAGCGUCAUGGCGGAGACGCCAGACAUGUAGCAAAUGUCAAAUUCAAAAUAAUAAUUGACAUUUAGUAGAGACUAUAAUGUGGGCAACAGUUUUCGCACGAAUGGGCAUUAUGUAGUGUAUAUGACAAGAUACGAAUCAUUCAGAAGUGGUGUGUACGUCGCGUAUAUUGCUAACCUUAUGCUUAUUAACAUCAUGAACGUCACAGGUUCUCUACUUGUCUUCUAUCGCAAAAUAGUUAGUUAAAAAUUGACGGUUGUACGGUGAAAGAAUAAAUAAUUCAGAUGUCUCUUAAUGAUGACUUUGACAGACCAUUCGAAGAGUGCGAGCCCUUGCAAUGGGGCGCAUUACGAGAAUUAUGUCAGGCAAAUGCAGAAUAUUUUAUGUCGCAUCAAGAUGAAAAUGGUGCCAGGAUCAGAGCCGCCCAUUUGGCAAUGUUGGAUCACUUAGAACAGGUGCAACCGUUAUAUAAAGAAAUCUGCAGGUUUGCACCCAUGUUUGAUUUCGAUGUCGAUAUACCUGGCAAUGGGUAUAGAAGUUUUCUAGUCUUAAUAGAUAAAUGUAUUAUACACUCACGUGCAAUCUGUCAUCAAAUAUAUUGUCAGAAAGAUUCUAUAUUUUUUCGAAAAAGUUAUCACAUGAGGAUGUAUGUUUGUAGAGAGAUCGAAGCUUGUUCGCAAUUACUAGCAUCUUUAUACAAUUGUUUAGAACAUUUACAAACUAUGUACUCGUGGAGCGAGACAAUGAUCGAUGGUAAACCAUCUCUUUUUAUAGGAGACAAUCACGAUCCCUAUGAAAUUUUUAGUAAACUAGGUAAUAUUAACCAGUAUUGUUUCUAUGGCAGGUGUUUAGGAUUUCAGUUUUCUGACUCAAUAAAGCCUCUGUUAAAAACUAUAUUGGUCGCUCUGGCAACAUUUAGCGAAGUGUUUUAUGCUAAUGGAACACUAUUAUCACGAUGUGCUAAUUCUGUUAAAUAUAUGUUAGACCCUGAGGCAAGAGCACGUCGUUUUGUAGAUGUAUCCCAACGAGCUGAUAUAUCAUUUUGUAAAGCAUUUUGGUUUCUCAAUGAGACUGAUAUAGCACGUAGACUGCCAGCUAUUGCAUAUGAAUCCUUGGCAAUAAAUCAGAUAAUUUCUAUUCCACCUGAAGAAUUGACAAUUUCCACAUUGGAUGGGAAAACUGUGUCAAUUCCAGUACCACAUAGUCACGUUGGAAAGAAGCCGAUCCAUGUUAGAUUAAUAAGCUUUAAACGUCGUUUGGGAAUGAUGGGUUCAGGUGGAGUAGGAGGAGAACUGCUUGGAUCAUCGGAUGAACUGAUAAUUCAUUGCCAUGGAGGAGGUUUUGUAUCACAGACUUCAUUAUCUCAUGAAACAUACUUACGAUCGUGGGCUAUAAAUCUCGGCAUACCGAUCUUAAGUAUAGAUUACAGUUUAGCACCCAAAGCUCCAUUCCCUAGAGCAUUCGAAGAAGUUUUAUAUGCAUAUGCAUGGGCUUUAAAUCAUUCAAGUACUUUGCUUGGUAGUACAGCGCAGAAAGUACUACUUGCUGGUGAUUCUGCUGGGGCCAACUUAAAUUUGGGAAUCACUUUAAGAUGUAUAGAAUUAAACAUCAGAAGACCGGACGCAAUUUUUAUGGCGUAUACCCCAGUUUUUGUGGACUUCGUGCUGUCACCUUCGCGUUUGCUUGCUUUAACGGAUCCAUUAUUACCUAUGGGAUUCCUUAUACGCUGCUUGAAAGCAUACGCUGCCACAGAUACCAAGAAAAUGGCAAACUCUAGAGAAAAAGAAAAUGACAUUGUGGAAGGCAACAAAUCCGACACGGAGUCCUUCGCAGAAGUCAGUGAGAGCGAUCUAAUAGCUUUAGCUCUUAGUCCUAAUGGAGACGAGACAAACGAUGCCCAUAAGUUAGCAUCUUUACCAUCUGACACUACCUUGAAUUCUGUUAGUUUAACAGAAGCUGAUGUAGAGACAGAGAAUCCGACAGGAGUGAAAUCUCAAGAAUAUAUUAAAAGGUUCUUGGAUUUGUAUCGAAAUAGUGGUAUAAAUCCUGCGGCAUAUAUGGGAAACAGUGCAGUUAGCACGAACAACGCUAUUUCAAGAAAUGGUAGAUCAUGGUCACUGUUUGGUUGGUCGCUUACAGGAAAGCAUAGAGAAUCCAGAGAGUUGGAUAUAGAAAAUAUAAAAAAUUUUUCCGAAGAAUUUAUGUUCACAGUGCCCAGGGAUCCAUUUUUAAGUCCCUAUCUUGCACCAGAUAAUCUUUUAGCACAAUUACCGCCUAUCUCAAUGUUGACAUUACAAAUGGAUCCUUGCCUCGAUGAUUCCGUCAUGUUUGCAAGAAAACUUCGAUUGCUUGGUGUAUUAGUUACGCUUGAUAUUGUACCCGGUUUACCACAUGGAUUUCUUAAUCUGACACCGGUCUCAAAGGACGCUAAUGAAGGAUCGGACCUGUGUGUCAAACGAAUACAGGAGCUACUAGCAUUAUAAUCAUAUGCAUGUAGCCCAUACUCAUUAAAUUAUAAAUGUUGAUAUCUGGGAACAAGUUUCGUUACUGCUGAUUUUUUAAAUGUUGUUUAUAAUAUUUUUUUUAUACAAGUUGCGGUAAUUUGCAAGUAUUUAUACUCUUACAGUCAUCGAUUUUAAGUAUAUAAAUAUAAUAUAAAUAAUUGUUAUUAUUAAAAAUUUGUUAAAAUUUUUGUUACAA
This is a messenger RNA of Megalopta genalis, 3003 nucleotides long. RefSeq names its product hormone-sensitive lipase (gene Hsl). Gene Ontology annotation, molecular function: sterol ester esterase activity; triacylglycerol lipase activity. Gene Ontology annotation, biological process: triglyceride catabolic process; cholesterol metabolic process. Lineage: Eukaryota; Metazoa; Arthropoda; Insecta; Hymenoptera; Halictidae. The record is from RefSeq and is a predicted model, not a curated record. Gene Ontology annotation, cellular component: cytosol.